AUGAAAGAUAAAGAAUUUUCCAUCAAAGAUAAAAUAGAGAAAGAAUCUAUUGCACUAUUUAAAAAAAAUUUAUUAAAGGAAAGUUAUAACUGGUUUAAAGAUACAGAUUAUUUUGUUAAACUAAAAAAUGAGAAUAAAUAUUCUAACAUAGAAAAUAAAACGGAGACAAAAAAUUUAGUAACAGGUAGGGUACAACUAGGAUGGGGAGGGACUUUUUUUUUAUUAUGUUGUGUUGUUGUAAUAUGUGAUAACUCGGCAUGGCAAUCUUGUAACCACUAUAUAGAUAGUAUAUUUUAUUCUCCAGAAUCUUUAACUCUUGUCUAUUCUUUUCUUUUUAUUGUUUACGCAUUUCCUUUAUUCAUUUUUCAUCAAUGUUUAGGUUUAGUUUCGCAAGGUAAUUAUGUUAAAUCUUGUAGAAUGCUUUCAUCACAUUUAGGCAUUUUAAGUAUAUUUUCUUUGUUUGGAACUAUAACAUUCUGCUCAAAAGAAAUUUGUAAUUUUUCAAUUGAGUUACUACAAAACUUCUUAAGAUUAUUUAAUAGUUCGAGGGAAAAAGAAUAUGGUAUGACAAAAAUAUUUAUUGAUUUAACAAACAGAAAAAAAGAUUGUUCUUCAAUUCCUAACACCAUAUUUGUUGAAUCAUUAGAUCAGUGUGUUUCUUUUAGUGAUAAACUAAUUGUAAACUUUUAUGAGAGCUUGUGGUUCAUUGGAAAUAAAUACAAUUAUGUUUAUUUAAUAAUAAUUUCUACGAUAUUUAUACUUUUUUGCUAUUUCAUUUUAUUAAAAGAGAAUUUCAGAGUUUUCAAAUUUUUUAUUUUUGUAAUCAUAAUUAAUUGGAUAACUACCAAAUCGGUUGUCAUUAUGAAUACUUUUUUUUCUUAUAUUCCUCAACCAAGAAAAAUAUAUGAAGAAAUAGUUCUUAUAUUUAAAGAGGUAGGUUUUGUAAAAUUAACUAUUUUUUUAUAUGGUACUGUGGCAAGAAGUUCUUCUAUUUUUAUUUUAAGUACAUUUGCUUCUUACUUUCAUACGAACACAAAUAUAUUAAAAAUUAGUAUUUGUACUUUUGCAUUUUAUAUUUUAAAUAUGUAUUUCUAUUUAAAAAAUGAAGCACAUGAAUAUUUUUUGUAUAAUCAAAAUUUAGGUAAUAAGACUGAGUAUAAUUUUAUUAAAUGUAACACUUAUAUAAAUCUAUUACAUGAAUUAAAUAAUCAAAAAGAUCAGGUUAAUAGUAUUCAAUCAAAAGAUAUGUACGUAGUCUGGCAAAAAUUAUGUUUAUUUUUUAGCACAUAUUCUUUUCUAUUUUCUACAUUAUUUAUAGUAUUAAUGCAAUUAUUAGGGCCUUUUAAUAUUUUAAGUGAAACACAUUAUAAAAAUGAAUAUGAUAAUGAAAGAAAAAUAUAUUCCUACAAAUCACUUGUUAAAAAAUACGAAAAAUAUGAUUUAAAACAUUCUAUCUCAAACAAUAGAUCUUCCUCUAAAAAAAAAAGCAUAUCUAAUGAUGAUUUUAAAAAUAAGAAAAUGUUCUUUUUAAAUUUAAAUAUUUUUGGGGAAAAAAAAAAUAAAGUUACAGAAUGUAAAAGCUACUUGGAAGAACAAAUUUCUCAUAAAACCAAAAGUUUUAAAGACGCUAAAUCAAAUAGAGAAAGCUCCUUUAUUUCAAGAAAAAAUAGUUUAUUUUUUAAUGAAAAUUCUCGAAGUUACUUACUCUCUAAUUUUGUUAAAAGAGGUAAAAAUUUCUCAUAUGAUGGCGGGGACGCUGCUAAGAUAAAUUUAAAUUUUGAAGAAAGCUCUUUAGGUAAUAAUACUGAUACAAAAAGUAACUAUGACAGCAGCAAGGAAGAAAAUAAAAAUGAAAAAUAUACUUCCAUUUAUCAAAAAGAAAAAGAUAAUAAUAUUUAUACUGAAAAUAAUUCAGAUUAUUCUAAAGAAAAAAAAAGCUAUAAUUUUAGUAGAGUUGAACAAAAUAAUAAUUACAAUAAUGAAAAAAAAAAAAAAAUUAACACAAAUAAAACAUCUGAUGAAGAUUCAGUAAUAACAGCUACAGAAAGAAAGAAAAAAAAAAAGAUAAAGAAAAAAGAAAAAGAAAAAAAGCGUGUAGCUAUUUCAAAAUUUAUAUCAAAAUUUAAUUACAUAAUAAUGAAAAAAUAUGGAACUUUUAUAUUAUUUUUUGUAAUUUACAUAUUUACUAUAUUACAUAUAGUAGACUUUAAGAGAAAUAAUAAUAUUAUAAGUGAAAUUAUUUUAUAUUCCUUGUACAGGAGUUUUUUAAUAUUUAUUAUCUGUGUUCAAAUAAUUUAUUCCUCGUGGAUAUUUGGAAUAAGAUUGCAAAUGAGUCAAUGCGGAGUUUUAUCAUGCUCUCUUAACUUUAUUACAUGGAUUAUAGUAUUGCCAACUUUAUAUUUAAUAUAUUUUAAAAAAAAAUUAUGGAUGAAUAUAUUAGUUGUUGGUAUCCUUUUGAAUGUAGUAACAAUUAUAACAUCAUAUAUUGAAGUGAAGAAAAAAUUAAAGGCACGAGAAUUAAAUGGAAUAAAUGAGUGCAAUAAAAUGUUGGUUGAAUAUAGCAAUUUUGUUAUAUUAAAAAAAUGCUUAUAUUGGUUAUAUUUCGGUAAUCUUGAAAUUUUAAGAAAAAACAUUAACAUAGCUAUAUCAGGAAAUGAAGAAAAAUACAUUCCUUUUUUUUGGAAUUUCUUGUUUAAAUAUAUAAACUCUUCAAUGUUAAUAAUUGUAAUUAUCAGAAACACAAAAGAAUAUUUUAUUGAUAUGCUUGAUGUUUUUGAGAGAACUUUUAGUUUACAAAUAGAAUUAAUUUCAAUUUUUAUGGUUUUAUUUGGAUCUUUUAUUGUUCUUCUUAAUAACCUUUAUAAAGAUUAUUACAAACCACAAAAUGUUAUAAUUCCAUCUAUUCCUAUGGUAUGCCAUAAUAAAAAGAGAUAUAUUUUUGUAGAUUAA
Messenger RNA from Plasmodium relictum, 2949 nucleotides. Its product is annotated as conserved Plasmodium protein, unknown function. The transcript has 2 exons. The record is from RefSeq and is a predicted model, not a curated record. Bases 1 to 2949 code for a protein of 982 amino acids. NCBI's taxonomy places the organism in Eukaryota, Apicomplexa, Aconoidasida, Haemosporida, Plasmodiidae.